Messenger RNA from Ananas comosus (pineapple), 1856 nucleotides. RefSeq lists its product as uncharacterized. NCBI's taxonomy places the organism in Eukaryota, Viridiplantae, Streptophyta, Magnoliopsida, Poales, Bromeliaceae. Gene Ontology annotation, molecular function: S-adenosylmethionine-dependent methyltransferase activity. The coding region runs from base 217 to 1551 and encodes 444 amino acids. The transcript is spliced from 2 exons. The record is from RefSeq and is a predicted model, not a curated record.
UUCUUAGCCUUUACGCUUCUAUCUCACAUCCAUGUGCUUAACCCCAUCAAUCCCGAUAAAACUUUCUCCAACAAAAUCCCAUGCACAAGUCAAUAGAUCUCUAUUAAUGUUAAUAAUAAUAACAACCCAUUAGUUGUCCUAAUUAGACCCAUGAUCUCCACCUCCUCCUCUUAUCCAUAAGAAAAAAAAAGGUAGAGAGGGAGAGGGGGGGAAAAAAUGGGGAGCAUGGAUGAUCAUCCUCGCAAACCAACGCAUACCAGGAACUGCACGACGAGGUCCAACUUGAAGAUUGUGUUGCUAUUGGUGUCAACAAACUUAGUCUCUAUAUUUUUCUUCUCCGGUGUCGGCUCAUCAGCGCUCCGCGCAAAAUGGUGGGGUGGCUACGCCCCGAGCAUCCACUUGUGGGACUCGGAGGCACUGCUCCGCGAACUCAAUGCCACUAAGUUCGAGCUCUCUAAGUAUCAAUCUGAGUCCUUUGAGCUGCACAAGCGUCUAGGAGUUGCAAACUCCCUCCUUCAAACUCUCCUCACGGAUAUGGGCCGGACCCAAUCGGCCCAAUUGGCCCAAUGGGCCGAUGGGUGGGCCCGGGAGCCCACCGCAGAGCUAAAGCUCGCGGUGGGGCCCCAUAAGCUUCCAUUGGGUUACACCGCCAACCUCGGCGCCGACGAGCUCUACCCGACGCUCGGCACGGCGUGCCGCCGGUUCCAGGACGAGCUGGAGCAGUACAUGCGGUACGACGUCGGCGGCGAGUGCCCGCCCGACGACGUAUUCGCCCAGCGGCUGAUGCUGAAGGGCUGCGAGCCCCUCCCGCGGCGGCGGUGCCACCCGAAGACCGCCCGCGGGUACGUCGAGCCCGUCCCCUUCCCCGCGAGCCUCUGGACGAUCCCGCCGGACACGAGCAUCGUGUGGGACGCGUACACGUGCAAGAAUUACUCCUGCCUAGUGAACCGCAAUAAGGAGAAGGGUAGCUACGAUUGUAAAGAUUGCUUCGACCUGGCGGGACGGGAGAAGGACCGGUGGCUCCGCGAGAUCGGCGAGCUCGACUUCGGCAUCGACGACGUGCUGCGGACGCGCCGGCCCGGGACGGUGCGCAUCGGGCUCGACAUCGGGGGCGGGACCGCGACGUGGGCGGCGCGGAUGCGGGAGCGCAACGUGACGGUCGUGACGAGCUCGAUGAACUUCGACGGGCCCUUCAACAGCUUCAUCGCGUCGCGGGGGCUCGUCCCCAUGCACAUCAGCGUCGCGCAUCGGCUUCCGUUCUUCGACAACACCUUGGAUAUCGUGCACUCCAUGCACGUACUCAGCAACUGGAUCCCGGACGUUAUGCUGGAGUUCGCACUGUAUGAUAUAUUCCGGGUUUUGCGGCCCGGGGGUUUGUUUUGGCUCGACCACUUCUUCUGCGUCGGGGAUCAGAUGAACGCGACGUACGUGCCGAUGUUCGACCGGAUCGGGUUCCGGCGGCUGCGGUGGAACGCGGGGCGGAAGCUCGACCGGGGGAUCGAGAAGAACGAGUGGUACCUCUCGGCGCUGCUUGAGAAGCCUAUGACUUAAAAGAACGAAAAACUGCAGUCUGCCUAUCAUCCAUUUUGCUGUGUCAUAUCUGAAAUCUCACGACAUAAAGAUGAAAUGAAGUAAGGAUGAGGCAAUAACUUUUUUUUAGAGGAAGAUUAAUGAAAGAAAAGUAGUUGAUUAAAACUUCAUUGUUUUUGUUUUAUGAGAUAUAAAUUGAGAUAUAAAAAAAGAGAAGUGUAAUGAUAAAUGAUGCAAGUGUACUGCUGUGAGAAAUGUGUACUUCAUGAAAUUAACCAAUUAGCUAUUGAAAUAUUUGAAGUGUUUUUCCAAUUUGAAUGCAAAUA